Messenger RNA from Necator americanus (New World hookworm), 318 nucleotides. RefSeq lists its product as uncharacterized. The transcript has a single exon. The record is from RefSeq and is a predicted model, not a curated record. Bases 1 to 318 code for a protein of 105 amino acids. NCBI's taxonomy places the organism in Eukaryota, Metazoa, Nematoda, Chromadorea, Rhabditida, Ancylostomatidae.
AUGCAUGACACAUUUUCAACACAGCUCCAGGGAAAAGUAUACGAAGUCGAUCAUUUUCGACGCCAUCCGCGACCAUGCCUCCUGGUUGCACGAGGAUGGACGUUUAAUGACAAUGCUGAGCGGCGGCAGCGAGCCCUCGACGAAGAGGACCGGUCAACUGCCGAGUGGAAAGGAAAAUUGCACCGAUCGCUAAUAAUUUGGACGAUUCGCCGCGAACUCGAUUCAACGCCGGCAAAAAGUGCAACGAAUCGAAGCGAGCAGGCAGAAAAGGACACGGAUGAACUUGCUGAAUUUCCCCUCUGCUUAAGUCGGAUUUAG